Molecule: messenger RNA, 2813 nt
Organism: Lytechinus pictus (painted urchin)
Lineage: Eukaryota; Metazoa; Echinodermata; Echinoidea; Temnopleuroida; Toxopneustidae
Exons: 6
Coding region: 186-1274 (362 amino acids)
Biological process (GO): protein monoubiquitination
Molecular function (GO): ubiquitin protein ligase activity; zinc ion binding
Source: RefSeq, a predicted model, not a curated record
AUCUAACAAAGUUAGCUUGAAUAGAUGUCUUGCAUCAUGCAUCAUUCCUGUCUACCUUAGACAGUCCUUAAACUCGGCUAAUCUACGUGCCGUGUCUACAUGUACUCAAGUCAAGAACCCCCUGUUACAGCUUGUAACUCUGAGACCAUUAAAUUCAUUUUGAGUCUUUCAACCCUGGCCUCCAAAUGGCUAAGAAGGCUGUAGAACAGAACUUGUCAUGCCCACUUUGUUUUGAAACCUUUGAUGAGCCGACCAUCCUGACUUCGUGUGGACACACUUUUUGUCGGAAAUGUCUGAAGAAUUAUGACAAGUCCCGAUCCCGUGAGGAAGGCGAUCUCAAUUACAUGGUGUGUCCCAUCUGCAGGGGGAUCACAGAGUUUAAAUCUACCAACCGUGUUGAUGUUUUCUGCCCUAACCUGUUGGUCAAAGGCCUGGUAGAUGAUGUGAAAGAUGUCCUUGAGAAGAAGAAUCUAAAAUGCACUGCCUGCAGACUACAAGGGGAGGCCGUUUCGUUCUGUAAAACCUGUGACUGUUACUUGUGUAAGGACUGCCUGACGAGUCAUCGGAACAUGUAUAACUUAUUUGAAGGUCAUGAGAUUAUCUCAUUGGAGGAUGUCAGAAAAGGAAAGGAAGUGAAAAAAAGAAAGUCUGGCACAGAUGAACACCCUAGCAGAAGACCAGCUGAGACUCAUAACCCCUCCAGCUCAACACACAAUGACCCAAAUGCCACGUCCAGUUCCACUUUGAGACAAGUGGCCAUCAAGAUGAUAGUGCUUGAUGAUGGCACCAAGAUUAAAACAAUGCCAGACGGGAGCAAGAUCAAGGUUAUGCCUGAUGGCCGCAAGUUUAAGAUGAAGAGUCUGACUUCAUCCACGGCCCGAACUGCGGAUGCUCGUUCGAGUUCCAGCCGACUGAAUAGUGGAUCCACUGUGCCACCAGAUCCCUCAUCAAAUGCAUCCAGGCAAGAUGAACGUCUUCACCAACCAUCAACCUCAGGUACUAGCGUUGGUGAGCCAGUACAAAGAGCCCUCCAGAACAACACAGGUGGACUCUCUAGCAGAAGACCAGCUGAGACUCGUAGCACCUCAAGCUCGAAGAAAAUUAACCCAAAUGCCAAGCCCAGUUCCAAGUCUAAAGUAAGGGCCGUCAAAGUCAUAUUACUCAGUGAUGGCACCAUGAUUAAAACAAUGCCAGACGGGAGCAAGAUCAAGGUUAUGCCUGAUGGCCGCAACUUUAAGAUGAAGCGUCUGACCUCGUCCUCGGCCCCGAAGUAGAAUAAUGGUUCACAUUCUAGCCAGCUGAGUAAUCCGGCACCAACCAGUCUGAAUUCAUCCAGGCCAGAUGAACAUCUGGAGAAUCCAUCAAGCAGUGAUACCAUUACCUAUCAAGAGCAUUCUUCUUCAUCCGAGUCUGAUUUUGAGAAAACAAGCCCUUUUGAAUCAGAGGAGGAAGAUACUUGGAGUGAGGAAGAUGGGAGUGAAGAUAAUGACUCUUUCGACAACUGGUUUGAUAAGAGCAGCAACACUGAGUCUAGACCAUCAAGUGAUGAUGAAGUGGACAGUGAUGAAGACGAGGAUGACAAUGAUGAAGAAGAUGAGGAGGAAGAUGAUAAUGUAGAGGAUGAGUUGGAUUCUGAUAAUAACGAUGAAGAAGACAAUGACCCCCUGCUAGAAAGGAUUUUCUAAGAAGGUGAAGUAUGGAGAGCCUGUUCAGAAGAAUCCAGGCCAAAAAAGGAAGUAUGAAGAGAGUGAUGAGGUGUAUAGUUCAGGUGAAGAUUAUUAGGAUGAUCAGGCCUUUGGAUUGUAAUACAUCUUUACAUAUGAACCAGCAGCCUUAUAUAAAUAGAUAAAGUAUACAAUCUACUUACUUUGAACUUCAGUGUUAUUGUGACAUAUUUAUUUAUCUAAAUGAUGAAAGAAAGAGUUCCAUGUUAUAAGGAUAUAUAUAUUACAGAAUAGUUGUUUUCAAUUUUAUUUAUUCCGCAAUAGCGAUCCCGUUAAUAUUAUGAAAGCUUAAUGGCUUUCUAAGAGAAUAUCUUAUAUUACAAGCUAAAUCUCUAUCAAAACUACAUGACUGCAAUUUUCUCUUCUCCUUGCUCAAAAUGUCUGAAAAAUAGUUUUUUACCCACUCUCUUUUUCUUUAACCCUUUCUUUUUGUCCUAAUAUUUCUUUCCUUUCAGGGAAUGAGACCAUGGGGAAAUUUUUUCUUUCGGUUUGAUGGUGAUUUGCUGUGAUUAAUAGUUUUUAUAAUAUGAGGUGGUGUUGUGUUCCUCUUUUGUCUAUGUUCCUUCCCCUUGUUCUCAUUUUCCCUUCUAUUUGACACAUUUUUAAGAGUAUUUAUUAUAUAUACUUGACUAUUUUAUUCUUUUUAUAUGAUACAUAUGAAUAUAUACCUUUAAUUUGUACAUAAGACGGUAUUGGUCCUGGGGACUGUUCUUUUUUUUCCCUGCCUGCAUACAUGUAGCAAGACAUAGACAUUGAUUUUUAGAGAGCAGCUGUGUGGUCAGCAUCAAAUGUUAAUUAGAUUUUUUAAGAUUUUAAAAUGUUAAUUAUGUAAUAUCUCUGAAAAUUUUAGAAAAUGUGUCACUAAUCAUUUGGUCUGAAUAUUCGAGUUUACCAUCUUGCGUUAUCAAUAGAAAGUUAAAACCAAAGAUUAAGAUUUUGAAUUAUGUAAAACUUUGAUAGAAUAGUUAUCAGGUAUCAGCACUUGGAUGAAUAUAAUUUCAGGUCACUGGUCAUUUCAGAUCAAUGAACUUUGAUAAAAUUGAUAUUUUGUCCAUUAUACAGUGCGUCCCAGAAAAAACGAAACCGAGA